This is a messenger RNA of Phyllostomus hastatus (greater spear-nosed bat), 4566 nucleotides long. It is a transcript of the gene OXSR1, whose product is annotated as oxidative stress responsive kinase 1. The transcript has 18 exons. NCBI's taxonomy places the organism in Eukaryota, Metazoa, Chordata, Mammalia, Chiroptera, Phyllostomidae. The coding region runs from base 337 to 1917 and encodes 526 amino acids. Gene Ontology annotation, molecular function: ATP binding; protein serine/threonine kinase activity. The record is from RefSeq and is a predicted model, not a curated record. Gene Ontology annotation, biological process: protein phosphorylation.
GUUUGGCCCGUGCGUGGGGCUGGGGUGGAGGGCGGGACAGAGGGGCCGGGCGCAGGCGAAGCUCCUGUCGCUGCUGCAGCUGAGGCCGAGGCCGGGAUCUGGACCGGGCCGGAGAGUGCCGGACGCGGAGGAGCUGGAGGCGACGUCCGCCGGAGCUUCGAGUCCCCGCCGCUCUGCCGCUCUGUGACCUCGCACCCAAGCGGCGUUCGGACCCGUGGCUGUUCUCGAGGAGAUUGGUGGGGUCGCGGCGGCAGCGGUUGGGGGUGGGGAGACGCACGGCGAGGAGAGGAGAGAGGUCAGCGAGUUUGAGGGAGGACCGAGAGCUGUGCUGCCGUCAUGUCCGAGGAGUCGAGCGCCCUGCCCUGGUCCAUCAACAGGGACGAUUACGAGCUGCAGGAGGUGAUCGGGAGUGGAGCAACGGCUGUGGUCCAAGCAGCAUAUUGUGGCCCUAAAAAGGAGAAAGUGGCAAUCAAACGGAUAAACCUCGAGAAGUGUCAGACGAGCAUGGAUGAGCUUCUGAAAGAAAUUCAAGCCAUGAGUCAGUGUCAUCACCCUAACAUUGUGUCUUACUACACGUCUUUCGUAGUAAAAGAUGAGCUGUGGCUAGUCAUGAAGCUGCUAAGUGGAGGUUCUGUUCUGGAUAUUAUUAAGCACAUUGUGGCAAAGGGGGAACACAAAAGCGGAGUCCUAGAUGAACCUACCAUUGCGACAAUACUCAAAGAGGUGUUGGAAGGGUUGGAAUACCUGCACAAAAAUGGACAGAUUCACCGAGAUGUGAAAGCGGGAAAUAUUCUUCUUGGAGAAGAUGGCUCAGUACAGAUUGCAGACUUCGGUGUUAGUGCUUUUUUAGCAACUGGUGGUGAUAUUACCCGAAAUAAAGUGAGAAAGACUUUUGUUGGAACCCCUUGCUGGAUGGCGCCUGAAGUUAUGGAACAGGUUCGAGGUUAUGAUUUCAAAGCUGAUAUCUGGAGUUUCGGAAUCACAGCGAUUGAGCUGGCCACAGGGGCAGCUCCUUAUCAUAAGUAUCCGCCAAUGAAGGUUUUGAUGCUGACACUGCAGAAUGACCCACCUUCUUUGGAAACUGGUGUUCAAGAUAAAGAGAUGCUGAAAAAAUAUGGAAAAUCAUUUAGAAAAAUGAUUUCGUUGUGCCUUCAAAAGGAUCCAGAAAAAAGACCAACAGCAGCAGAAUUGUUGAGGCACAAGUUUUUCCAAAAGGCAAAGAAUAAAGAAUUUCUUCAAGAAAAAAUAUUGCAGAGAGCACCAACCAUUUUUGAAAGAGCUAAAAAGGUUCGGAGAGUGCCAGGCUCCAGUGGCCGUCUUCAUAAGACAGAGGACGGUGGCUGGGAGUGGAGCGAUGAUGAGUUUGACGAAGAGAGUGAGGAAGGGAAAGCAGCAAUCUCACAGCUCAGGUCUCCCCGAGUGAAAGAGUUAUCAAGUUCUGAGCUGUUUCCAACAACCGAUCCCGUGGGUACUUUACUUCAAGUUCCAGAACAGAUUUCUGCUCAUCUACCUCAGCCCGCUGGGCAGACGCCCGCACCGCCAACUCAAGUCUCUCUCCCGCCCCCCGCAGAGCCCGCAAAAACAGCUCAGGCUCUGUCUUCAGGAGGGGACUCCCAGGAAACCAAGAUCCCCAUCAGUCUAGUGCUAAGGUUAAGGAAUUCCAAAAAGGAACUAAAUGACAUUCGAUUUGAGUUUACUCCUGGGAGAGAUACAGCGGAGGGCGUCUCCCAGGAGCUCAUUUCUGCCGGCCUGGUCGAUGGAAGGGAUUUAGUCAUAGUGGCAGCUAAUUUGCAGAAGAUUGUGGAAGAACCUCAGUCGAAUCGAUCCGUCACUUUCAAACUGGCAUCUGGUGUCGAAGGCUCGGACAUUCCCGACGACAGCAAACUCAUAGGGUUUGCCCAGCUCAGCAUCAGCUAAAGGACCGCCCUGGAAGAGGGGGCCUCGGGAGAGUCCGCACCUGCGCAUCUCUGUUGCUUCUGUCGGCCCGAACCCACUACUGCCAAAGAACCCGGCAGCGAGCCUCCCAGCUAGGAGCUUUAGGGGUCUUUCUGUAUGUUCUUCCUGCCGCCAUCCCCCCUUUCCCACAGGGAAAGAAAAGUUGGAUCCCCGGUGGCCAGCGUCCCUUUGAAAGAGUUCCGUUAGUAAACUCCCCGCACACGCCCUGUCUUUUCCUCCGGCUCAGAAGCGGCCCGCGUGCCUCAAGGCCCAGGAGGGAGAUCUGUCAGCUCGCCUGGCCUGGCCUCGCCUCACUCGGUGUCGCCUCGCUCGGUGUCGGCACCGCUCCGGGCGGACAGGAGCGGCUCUCCGGGGCUUCCUCGGCGGCCCGCUUUCCCACCCCUGACAGGACGUGGGCGUCUUGGGCUCUCUCUGCACCCCCACUGGAGUAGCGAUUAAGAGUCGACUGCUCAGCUGGAGUCCAGAGAAUUUAAUCUAGCGAUUUUUUUUUUUUUUUUUGUAUCUGAUGUGAAUUCUAGCAGCCUUUGUUAGGAAAAAGCACAGCCUCAGAUGGAGGCAGCCUAAACUGUCUUCUGGUUUUGUUCCUGAUGUCUCCUCCGCGUUCUGCUGAAGCUGCUCUCAGGCACCCCUCGCCCUCCCUCCCGCCCCCCCGGAGAGGGGUGCCCGCCUUAACUUCAGCUGGUGCAAACACCCGACUGUAGUCGGACUUCAGCCAUCGGGUCCUUCACGGUGGAACUUUGAACUGUUUUUAGAGAAAACGUUGAGUAUUGGCUUGUAAACGUGAAUUUUCUCAGCAGUGGUUUUGGACAGAAAAAUCAUAACUCAUAUCAUUGUGGAAGUUAUUUAUUUUGAGAAUUGACAAAAAUUAAACUGAAGCAAAACUCCUCCUCAGUCCUCCCUUGAAAAUCCGUUUGCCUGGCCUCUGGGUCCCGAGGAGUCGCAAGGCCGAGAUUUCCACAGCAAUAAAGGAGGCCCACGCCGGCCCCCGGAGGGGCCGCGCCGCGCUGCACCCGACCCCAGGCGGAAAGUGAAACCACAUGUGCCGUGACUUAGGACUUCUGAGUAGACAGUAUUCAUUUGAUUUUCUACAGAAAUAAUAUAAAUUAUUCUUUAGGUCUUAAAACAGAGCACUCAUAAUGCAAUAUGUGAAUAACCAGUGGGGUGGUUUUUCUUCCUACUGUUUCACAGCCAGCCUUUGUCUAGCUGCAGAUGGCCCUGACACCUCGUGUGCGCAAAAGGGAUCCUCAGUCCGGCCUUAAAACAACGCACGCAGAAGGGCUUCGGCCCGUGGGGGAGGGAGAGUGGCCCCUCGCGCAGUGGGGCCGGCCCUUGGCAGCACCGCUGGCCUGUGAACGGCGGGAUUGCCUCACCCGGUUUUCUCUUGGAGCAUCUCCGAAAGCUGUCCCACAGCUGGCCACAGUUGGCUUGUCACAGCUCCGGUGUCGCCCUGGGCUUGUAGCUUCAGUCACGGGCUUUCUUCACCUACUCUGGAUGCAGAGGCAUGUUGGGAAAGGGGUGGAUGUUGGGCAGUAGGGGCAGGAAUGGGUCUGAGAUGGGGGUUGGGAGGAAAGCAGGUUGGAGAGAGGACCAGACACCCAAGUCCACGGUCCCCGCAGGACUGUGAGCAGGAGGGAGCCUGCUGUUCCUGGAGAGAGGGAAGGAGGGUGAUCAGCUUGCGGGGGUGGGGGAGGAGUACGUAGCUCUUUUCUUUUUUCUUGUUUUCUUUUUUCUUUUUUCUUUUCUCUGGAGGCGGGUAGAAGGAAGGAGGACAGGGAGGGAGGAGGAAGUUGGAAAAGGAGGUAGUAUCCUGUUUGGGCCAAGACUAGUGGCUUAACGUAGAGUCUGUGUUUCAGUGUCAAGUAAGCCCGUCAUGAUCUACUUAGGAGUCCGAGGGGCGCGGCGUCACUGGUCUGGCUUUCUCUUUGGGGCUGAUCUGAAGCUCAGGCUGGGGGUAGGCCGCAGCCCAUCCUUGGGUUCGGUUUCUGCAGCCAGCUGCUGCCCGGGAACUGCGGUGGGACAGGCAUGGCCGUAGAAGUGAGCUGGGGCUUUCUCCUUCCUUUCAGUUCAUUUUUUGCCCUGCUGGGAAUUAGGAGUCGUCACCCAGCCCUAGGACAGUGUUAUUUCUUCUUCUGCAUGACGGUGGGCUCUUUGCCGACUGCGCAGUGAUGCUGAGAAUAUCAGUGAACAGAAGCUUUCCGGGUGGGACAGCACGUGACCUAGUGAGAGACCUCACUCCUUUACAGAAGUGGUGGGCGGUUGAGGGUGCACCUCUGUCCUGAGGUCCCCAGGAGUCCCUGGUCCCUGGGGUAGGGACUGACUUUAGCACAAGGUAACAUGUGCCAAUGCUGUUUGUGAAAUGUAUGGUCUUUCUAAAUGACUGUUGGAUUUGUUUGGGGUUUUUUGCUUAAGUUUUGAACCAAAUCCUAGAGCCAGCUGGUAACUAUUUAAUAAUCUGGAGAAUGGAAUAAUGGUGUAUCAAUAAAUGGAGGUUCCUCCCUAUGACGUUUGCUAGAUUAUGGAAGAUGUAAAAUAUUUGACUCCUCCCCCUUUUUUGACUUUGUAUUUUGCUGCAUGUUUUCUUCAUUUUUAAUCAAUAAAGAGUAAAUUGUC